Messenger RNA from Cimex lectularius (bed bug), 1919 nucleotides. RefSeq names its product lipase member H. Gene Ontology annotation, molecular function: lipase activity. The record is from RefSeq and is a predicted model, not a curated record. NCBI's taxonomy places the organism in Eukaryota, Metazoa, Arthropoda, Insecta, Hemiptera, Cimicidae. Bases 488 to 1498 code for a protein of 336 amino acids. The transcript has 8 exons.
AUGUUCGCUAACGCCAUUCCUGUCGGUUUUGUUUAACUUAAGUGACAACCGCAACUGACGAGGGUCCUUCUAAAAUCUCCAAUUUUCUAUAGUUUAUAUUCCCAAGGUGAUUUCACAUCAUUGCUCGCCCGUUCUUAGGAUGGUGUCGCACUCAUUGAUGAUGGUUGUUACAUCAGGUAUACGGCUAUGGUCAUUGAAGUUCCCUAUGAAACUUGAAGCGAGAUGCUGUUAGACGUUUUUGAGAAUCUGGAUCCAACCAUAGAAGGCCUGGUACUGGACACCCUAAGAUUACUUACCACAGAAUCCAAAGAUAGUUUAAAAGAAGCAUUCAUCAGCGACCAUGUUGACCCGAAGGAACUCACUGCCUCCUGUACACAUCAGCCGCAAAAACUAUACUUCCAAGGAGUAGUGUGGUGGCCCCCACUCAAAUUGUACAAAAAUAUUGUACUGGCAACACUGAUUCAGAGUGCAAGACAGCCAAUGAAAAAUGAGUAAUAAAACAGAGUGCCUUUACCCUUUAAGAGCUUUUGGGAUUUUGUUCAACGCUUUCGACAUUAGAUACUGGCGAUGUGUGAUGAAGCGAUCCGCCCAUUGCCCAGACAGAGACAUCAAAUUUUAUUUCUAUUCGAGUGUGACACAUCGACGGAAGCUGAUCGACGUGAGGAGCAAUGUCCCUCUCAAAUACAGUGGAUGGGACCCUGAUAAAAAGAAUGUCUUCAUCAUUCACGGAUUUAACGGAACGGAAAGAAAGGUGCCGAUGACUUACAUAAGAGACGCAUAUCUUAGACGUGGGGACUACAACGUGUUCACCGUGGAUUGGGAGCCGAUUGCCAGGUUUCCUUGCUACCUGUCGUCCAUCAGCAACACGCGGCUAGUAGCGCAAUGCUCGGCGCAGUUCUACUCCUAUUUGACACACAACGGUGCAUCGGCUGAGAAGACGGUCUGCGUCGGCCACUCACUCGGCGCGCACAUAUGCGGCAUGGUCAGCAACCACCUGGACAUAAAAAUGCACAAGAUCAUAGGUCUAGAUCCUGCGAGACCCCUCGUCGACAGGUUUGGUGGGAAGUCCUUCAAGUUGACGAAGGACGACGCGCACGUCGUACAAGUCAUCCACACGAACGCAGGACUUCUGGGCGAACAUCCUCAAAUCGGGCACGUCGACUUCUGCGUCAACGGAGGCAGAUCGCAGCCAGCAUGCAAAAACCAAAGGACGAGAAUCCGUAAGAGCAAGAUUUUUUCAAAGUUGGGUUCAUGCUUUUAUUUAUUUAUAUUUUUUCCAGGCCAAGCACGUUGCAGCCAUUUCAUGAGCGCGUGCUAUUUCUCAGCGACUAUUGCCGACGAGGGAGUUCGGUUCAAAGGCGUCCCGUGCACAGCUUCCUGCAAAAGGAUCAAAGGACUGGAAGAGUUUGCCGUUUCGAUGGGGGAGCACACUCCAGAAACGGCCAGGGGAACUUACUGCCUGUCGGUGUCCCACAUCAAGUCCUGCCCAUUCGAUUAAAAACAAACAGGCUACUUAGAAAAAUCACCUAGACCAAAUGAUCCAGUGCAUACAUAUUAUAUAUGUAUGGAAAAAUAUUUUUAAAAAAAGUGAUUAUAUAAUCAAACGAGGAUAAUUUUUAAAUGUUAUAAUUGGAGUUGGACUUCAAUUCAACAAACUUUAUUCUAAGAAUAAUUACAAGGAACGAUAUAACAUAAUAUUUUAUUUUUAAAAUAUGUGAAAAAGUAAUUUAUUCAGUAUAAUAGUAUGUUUAUUUUUUGCGUCAUGUUUGACCAAUGCCAAAAAUUUUAGACAUUAAUUAUUUUUUAGCAUAAAGCAGUAUCAUUGUUUAACCAAAAAAUGACCUAUUGAUCAAAGUUCCCCGUGUUUUACAGGGCAUCAAUUCUCGUGUAAGUAUUAAGGAAAUUAGCCAAAGUACAUA